This is a messenger RNA of Pestalotiopsis fici W106-1, 333 nucleotides long. RefSeq lists its product as uncharacterized. The transcript has a single exon. Bases 1 to 333 code for a protein of 110 amino acids. Lineage: Eukaryota; Fungi; Ascomycota; Sordariomycetes; Amphisphaeriales; Sporocadaceae. The record is from RefSeq and is a predicted model, not a curated record.
AUGAUCCUCUCCAAGGAGGCUGCUGUCACCGCCGCUGGCACGGCAUACAACGCCAUCUUGGCGAGCAUCCAGUCUGAGGCUGCCUCGCUGGAGUCGUCCAUUGUCAGCGCCGAGAGCGUUGCUUAUGCAUCCCUUAUUGGCAAUGCUACCGGCAUAGCAGCCACAACGACGGCAGCAUCCACAACUGCGACUGCGGCUGACGGCACGAGCACCGGCGAGAGCGCCGUCACAAUUUACGGUACCGACUCUUCCGGAGCGGGGGCUCUUCCGACCGCAGUGGCGGGUCUUCAGGCCAUAGCGGGCGGCAUCGCGAUGCUCGCAGCUGUCAUGUAA